Messenger RNA from Exophiala dermatitidis NIH/UT8656, 450 nucleotides. RefSeq names its product methylated-DNA-protein-cysteine methyltransferase like protein. Gene Ontology annotation, molecular function: catalytic activity. The coding region runs from base 1 to 450 and encodes 149 amino acids. The transcript has a single exon. The record is from RefSeq and is a predicted model, not a curated record. Gene Ontology annotation, biological process: DNA repair. Lineage: Eukaryota; Fungi; Ascomycota; Eurotiomycetes; Chaetothyriales; Herpotrichiellaceae.
AUGCCUCGAGAGCAGUCGGAAGAGGCGCAAUGGUGGUAUCAUACAGUCUACUCUGCGGUUCAGAAGAUCCCUUAUGGUAAAUGUACCAGUUACGGCCACCUCGCUCUCCUGGUGGGGUUUCCACGUCGAGCCCGUCAAGUGGGAGUCUGUCUCAAGCAUUUGCCUGCCUAUGACCCUAACGAUCCCGAGAAGUUCUUCUUCCACGAUGAAAACGUUCCAUGGCAGCGGGUGGUCAAUUCAAAAGGCGGGAUUAGUCCUCGUGGGGAUGAUGGAGCCGCAGCGAACCGACAAGCAGAGAAAUUACGAGAAGAAGGAGUAGAAGUGAAUGAUGCUAGAGGGAUUGAGGAGAUGACGGUGGAUUUUGGAAGGUUUGGGUGGUUCCCACAGAGGCUUCCUGGAGAAGAGAGUGAGGAUGACGACGAACAAAAUGAUGGAUCAGUCGAGAGCUGA